UCCUUGCUGCCACCCCUGGUGAACUGAGAUCGAUCCCCAGAACCCACAUGGUGGAAGGAGAGAACCCACAUGGUGGAAGGAGAGAACCCACAUGGUGGAAGGAGUUGUCCUCUGACAUCUACUCAUGACAGCACAUAUUCCAUAAAUAAAUUAAUUAAUAAAAAAAGGUUUUCUGUUAGAGUUGUUGACGGGUUUUAUGAGAAAGUGUUAAAUGAAUUUGGCUUGAGAUUUUGAACAAUUUCUGAAAUGGCCAUAAAUAUCUGGCAUUUUGUGCUCACAUUUGAGUGAAAUAGCAUUCUAAGCAUUGACAACUCUAAAUCAUUUCAUUGAUCAACUCUGAAAAAUGUUGAAAAUUGUCUGUGUUGUACAGUACCAAAAAUUCAGCCAAGAUUGAUUGUUUCAUGUAAUUUUUUUAUAUCAUGGAUUUGGAGGUCAGAGGACAAUUUGUGGACAUUGGUUCUUUCCUUCUACCGUGUGGGUCUCGUGGGUCAGAGAUGAAUUUAGGUGGUCAGGCUUGGCAGCAAGCACCAGUAACCACUGAGCCAUCUCAGGGGCACAAGGCCGAUUGAAUUUGGAUAGAGAAAGGAACAAGCACAAGAACAUCUCAGUAUUCAGGUCGACUUUUGUCUUUAGCAAAUGGCAAGAUUACAUGUGUACCAAGUAAUGGUUUUAAAAUGAAAUUCCUCUUGAUUAUUGUCUGUAAAUGUUUGUAUUGUACGCCUGUGGUAUAUACCUGUAAACCUGGGAUUGUGUAGAAGUGUCUCGGUGAACAAGAGUCCUGAGUGGAGCGUGUAAGCCUUGUGUUAGCUGACCCUUUCCAUGCUGUCUCCCCUGUCAGCUUGUUGGAUACACUGCCACAGUUAGAGAACUUGAACCUCAGUUUACCACGCAACUAAAAACAAUGAUUAUUUGAAAGAUUAGUAUUUAGACUGUAAGAUGCAUGUAAAUAAUGAAAUGGGUUCGUGACAUUCCAAGGUCUUGUCUUCUCUUCUUCCAGAUUAUAACAUCAUGGCAGGGAGGAACCAAAAUCGAACUGUCUCCCUCCCAGGAACUCAGGCCAGCGGCCAGCUACAUACCUUUGGAAAUUGUACAGACAGUGACCUGUUGGAAGAAGAUGCUGAAGUAUAUGAACUUCGGUCCAGAGGAAGGGAGAAGGUUCGAAGAAGUACAUCGAGAGACAGGCUUGAUGACAUCAUUCUGCUAACAAAAGACAUACAGGAAGGAGACACUCUGAAUGCAGUAGCCCUUCAGUACUGUUGUACGGUAGCAGAUAUCAAAAGAGUUAACAAUCUCAUCAGUGAUCAAGAUUUUUUUGCCCUUAGGUCUAUCAAAAUUCCAGUUAAAAAGUUUAGUUCUUUGACUGAAACUCUUCAUCCUCUGAAAGGAAGACAAGGUUUGCAUCCUCCACCCGUCGCAUGUGCUCCAGAGCGGGAAGCUGUGGCCCCCGGGGCCUGUCUGCCUUCCACUGAGUCAGCCGGCAGUUUCCUGGAAGAAGUGGAUCGAGACAUAGAGCAGAUAGUGAAGUGCACAGACACCCAGAGGGAGAACCUGAACGAGGUGGUGUCUGCCUUAACAGCACAGCAGAGCCGCUUCGAACCGGAUGGCAGAAGCACUCACAGAAAGGACCCGUACUACGGAGCAGACUGGGGAAUUGGUUGGUGGACAGCUGUGGUGAUAAUGCUGAUAGUGGGUAUAAUCACACCAGUGUUUUAUUUGCUCUAUUAUGAAAUUUUAGCUAAAGUGGAUGUUAGUCACCAUUCAACAGUGGGCUCUUCACAUUUGCGUCCAGGACUCACACCUCCAUCUCAGCACAGAGAAAUGGAAAAUGGAAUUGGUCCCACAAAAGGAAUACAUGUUAGUCAAGAUGACCACAACCUAUAUAGGCAAGAUCCGCAAUCACCUGCUGCUCGACACAGAACGUAGCAGUGAGCUCUGAUCAGUGUUGAGCAUGUGUGCCUAUGGAUAUGGCGGUUCACAGAUAGCCAACAGCUGCUUCGAAGUCAGCAUCUAGGGACAUCGACGAUGCUGUUUUCACCUUGCCAGGAACCCUAAGCCUUUUACAAACGGAUUGUCUGUAACACACACAUGUGCUUCUUUAUAUUGAGACUGGUCAGAAUACAUCUGCUGUAUCAGCUCUUAAAGCAGAAAUUAAUUUAAAUGUAUGUCCAAGACAUACGUUUCUAACUUGCAAAA
Molecule: messenger RNA, 2193 nt
Organism: Peromyscus eremicus (cactus mouse)
Lineage: Eukaryota; Metazoa; Chordata; Mammalia; Rodentia; Cricetidae
Gene: Lysmd3
Product: LysM domain containing 3
Exons: 2
Coding region: 1009-1923 (304 amino acids)
Biological process (GO): Golgi organization
Cellular component (GO): Golgi apparatus
Source: RefSeq, a predicted model, not a curated record